AUGAAGUCCAUCGUUUUAGCGAGCGCUCUGGCAGCUGCAAGUCUUCUUGUGAGCUCUGCGAGCGGACGUCCUCUCUACCACAAACGUAAGCUCGUCACCGAGGUGGUAUACGUCACCGAGACGAUCGCCGAAGCUAUUGUCUACGUCGACGAGGCGGGCGCGCCUUAUUGGACCACAACUUCGACGGUACUCACCAGUUCUCCCUCUGUAACUGUAGCCACAUCUACAGCCGAGGCAGUGCUUUCGAGUUCAGGUCCAGCUCCCUCACUUACCUCAUUCGAAUGGCCAUCGUCUACACUCGUUUUACCUUCAGUGGAACCUACUGCUGUCGGUGCCCAGGAUGCGACUACGACACAGGCGCCCCCUUCUACCACUUCCGAAGUACCAUCUGCAGUGCCUGCUUCCACACAAGAGCCUGAGCCCGUACCUCAGCCAUCAGCUCCAGCUGGUGAUGUUCCUGUCGACAAGGCCGCUGCCGGUACCCUGCCUCUGGGCAUAACUUGGGAUGCCUACACUGGGUCCGCCAAUUGCAAGAGUGCGGAUCAACUCGCCAGUGAAUUCAGUAAGAUGAAGGACUACAAAGUGAUCCGAAUAUAUGGGAUGGACUGCAACCAGAUUCCGCUUGCAAUUCAGAACGCCAUCAAAAACGGUCAAAAGCUCAUGGGCGGCGCAUUUCUGGAUACUAGCGGUGGCGGCGAAGACCUCGACCAGGUCAUUCAGACCUACAAGAGCGCUAUCGAUCAGUAUGCUGGCGGAAAUUGGGAUGUUCUCCAACUCUUCGCAGUCGAGAACGAGCGCGUCAACGAGCACAGAAUGACAUCCUCGCAAGUCGUUGACGCCAUUGGUCGUGCUCGCACUCAGCUACAAAGCUUCGGUUACAACGGACUUGUGGGCGCAGUCGAGACUGCACCUGCUAUGAUGGAUAAUCCUGCUAUCUGUGGUGCUGCAGAUGUGGUCAUGGUCAACAUUCACGCCUUCUUCGACAGGAAUACAAAGGCUCAGGAUGCCGGUACGUUUGUCAAGAGCCAAGUUGAGCGUGUGAAAUCUGCCUGCGAUGACAAGCGUGUUGUCGUUACUGAGUCUGGUUGGCCUCGCGAAGGUAAUGCCAAUGGCGCGGCCAUCCCCUCACCCGACAACCAGCGUAUCGCUCUUGAAUCGAUCCGCUCCAACUUCAACAGCGACAUGUUCCUUUUCAGCGCCUUUGACUCGGGCUGGAAGGCAGACUCUGCGUCAACUUUCAACUCUGAGCGUUAUUGGGGUGUGAUCGAUUAG
Molecule: messenger RNA, 1272 nt
Organism: Alternaria burnsii
Lineage: Eukaryota; Fungi; Ascomycota; Dothideomycetes; Pleosporales; Pleosporaceae
Exons: 2
Coding region: 1-1272 (423 amino acids)
Biological process (GO): cell wall organization
Cellular component (GO): cell surface; extracellular region; fungal-type cell wall
Molecular function (GO): glucan endo-1,3-beta-D-glucosidase activity; 1,3-beta-glucanosyltransferase activity
Source: RefSeq, a predicted model, not a curated record